Molecule: messenger RNA, 1807 nt
Organism: Exophiala xenobiotica
Lineage: Eukaryota; Fungi; Ascomycota; Eurotiomycetes; Chaetothyriales; Herpotrichiellaceae
Exons: 3
Coding region: 217-1494 (425 amino acids)
Biological process (GO): phospholipid metabolic process
Molecular function (GO): phosphatidate phosphatase activity
Source: RefSeq, a predicted model, not a curated record
CCAAUCAGCCCCCUUCCGUGACAUACCGCAUUCUCUCAGCUCGCCUCACUGUUUUCUUGGGCACGCGACAACGAGUCUGGGCAUCUUACACGUCCUUCCUGCAAGCUGUCACUUUCGGAAAUUUUCUCUUCAGACUUCAUCUCGUUCACAUCCUUCAUGGCCAUCCAGUCGUUGCCUACCUAGGUACAUUCGAUCUUUGAUGACCAUUCCCCGAGUAUGGAUCGACUCAAAAGGCAGCUCAAUGCACCUUGGAACCGUCGAAUUCCUGCUCGGGCCCUCAUAUCCUAUGCAGUUGACUAUUUAAUAAUCAUUGUCCUCGCCAUAAUAUAUGCCACUCUCGACAAGGUUGUCACUCCUUUUGCCCAGCACUUCUCACUCAACAACAUUUCGAUCCAAUAUCCAUACGCCGUCAAAGAACGAGUGCCUAUCGCUCUUGCACUUGUCAUUUCGGGUCUCUUUCCGGCCGGGGUCAUUGCUGUCUACACGCUUUUCAUCGACGGCUUGUUCUCGUAUCACCGUCGCACGACCCAUACCAGGUCCAAGUACACCUUCGCAGACCGCCUUUGGGAGCUCAACUGUGGAUGGUUAGGCCUCCUUCUAAGCCAGGGCGCAGCAUUCGUCAUUACUGGGAGUUUGAAGAACCUUUGUGGGAAGCCUCGUCCAGACCUGGUUGAUCGAUGUCAACCCCGUGCAGGCUCGGCAGAUGGGGUGCCUUAUGGCCUUGUCACCAAGUCGAUUUGCACUCAGACGGAUUCUGCCAUCAUGCAAGACGGCUUUCGAUCAUUCCCCUCGGGCCAUUCUUCAUCAUCGUUUGCUGGGCUUUUCUUUCUGUCCUUGUAUCUUGCCGCUAAGCUCCACGUUCUCGACCAAAAGGGCGAGGUUUGGCGUACCGUCAUUGUCCUUAUCCCUACAUUGGCCGCAGCAUGUAUUGCAAUGUCCCGAAUCAUGGACGCGCGACACCAUCCUUUCGAUGUCCUCUUUGGCUCAGCUCUCGGCAUCCUUUGUGCCUGGGCCUCAUACCGUCAAUAUUUCCCGCCUGUCAGCCAUGUCUGGGAGAAAGGUCGGGCAUAUGCUAUGAGGACAUGGGGCACACCCGUCAAACGUCCCGUCCCAGGCAAAGUCUUGAUUGACGGCGACACGAUGGAGGUUCUUGAUGAUAGAGUCCCAGCUGACGACGGCGACGAUAGCUCCGGGUACCAACUGAAGGAGAGAACUCCAGGUUCGCAACUCUCAAACCCGGCCUACGGAUCUCACCUCAUCAAUCCGUCGGUUGACAUGGACGUCGAGACAGGCUAUGUUGGAUCUCAAGCUGCUGAAGUUCAUGCACCUCUCCGCUCUCAAAGUACUGGCAACGCGUUCCGUGAACAGAUAGAGCAGAACCGGCGGGCGAGGGCAGGAUAUGCAGAACCCAGCCCUGAGCGUGGAAACGGCUCCGAUGUUGAAGACGAUAUCGCCUCGAGAAGGCCACUGCAGUCGGCGACCAUGCGUUCGUGAGACUCGUAUGAUAUUGUGCAUUACCGAGUUCCCGAGUUAUUGCAUAGCAUGUUUGGUUGGUCUUGAUCUUCAGGAAGCAUAGCGUCGGAAUGGUUUCUCCGGGAAAGAGCGUAGAAUGUGUUUGUGCAGGAUAUGGAAAACCCAAAAUGGGAGGUUGGAGGCACUCGAAUCGCUCACGCGGCAAUCUGAUCAGGUAUAACAUGUCAUUGGUGCUCUAUCAUGCAAUGGUAACCCCAAAGACAUUUAAAGGACGAGAAAGCAGUAUUGCAAACAUCGGCACUAACGUUAACAUCGUUCUUGCCCUUCCUCGGCG